Molecule: messenger RNA, 1390 nt
Organism: Pundamilia nyererei
Lineage: Eukaryota; Metazoa; Chordata; Actinopteri; Cichliformes; Cichlidae
Gene: strc1
Product: stereocilin 1
Exons: 8
Coding region: 122-1012 (296 amino acids)
Biological process (GO): cell-matrix adhesion
Cellular component (GO): cell surface
Source: RefSeq, a predicted model, not a curated record
UCUGCAGUUUUUCCUGGGCUUCCUUAAACUAAAUUCUCAGUCAUUGACUCCAGUGGUUCCUACUUGUGAGAUUCUGCAUACAACAGCCCCCUCCGUUUGGCUCUCCAGCAGUUUGACUAGCAUGCCUUCAUCUGCCUUCUCCAACUGUCUGGAGCUGAUGGGUCACGACCCGUUUCUUGCAUCCUACCAACGCACUGAAGUGCUCAGGAAAGUCAAGCAGAUAUAUGGCCCAGUCUCAUCCUUCUCCCAGGCUGUGAUCUCUCAGCUCGGUGUAAUAGCGACACAGCUAUCAUUAGAUGAGCUGAAUGCCAUUCGACUGACUGAGCGGAGAAGCAUCGCCGCUCUGGGCACAGUCAGUGACUGGAAUAGCAGACAGCUGGCCACACUGUUUUCCACCGUGUUAAACUCCACCAAGCAGAAUCCGAGCCAGCUUGACUCCAGCACUCUGGUGGCAAUGGGAUACAUUGUGUGUGGCGCUAAAGCCACAGAGCUGAGGUCUUUCAAUCCUAUAGAGCUCAGUAAGGCGGUUCUCAGGCUGGGUCGUCUGAGGCUGUCUUGCUCAGAGGAGCAGCUGCAAGCUCUUGUUGAACUGCUAACCCACAGCCUCGUUUUUGGACUCAUGAGUUCCUGGGGCACCGAUGUGUUCAUUGAGAUCGGAGUCCUGGCAGUGGGUAUCCCAGACAUGGCCAUGUCAGCGCUGGUAAAAGAGCAAAUUGAGGGAAUUGCACCUUUGGCUAUCUCAAUGAUGGCACCAAAAAAGUUUGCUGUGGUAUUCUCCCAAGAAAAGAUCGCCAUGUUCUCCUACGAGCAGGCUGUUGCAGUAACUGAUAACCAGCGCUCUGUUCUGUCAGACCUCCAGAAAACAGCUCUAGCUAUGGUGCUAACACCCUGGGACGAUAAGCUUGUAGACUUCAGAGGGAGGUCACUGGGGUUGGCGUUGAGCCACAGCCCCCUGUGUCUCUUAUUGGGACUGCUGAUGCUGCUGACCGUCCUGCUCUGCCCUGACACAUGACCUCGUUCACCCCAGCUGAAUCAGGAGACCCCCUCAUCCACAUGAUGAUUGUCUUUCUGCGCAAUGCUGUAUUUCUUUGAAAUAAACAGCAUCUAAAGCUUUCCGUACUCUUUUUACCAACACUGUAAUUGAUCUUGCAUAACUAUUACUUUACCAUCAACAUUUAGCACUGAAAGAACAAAGUUAACAGUUUGAGAGAGUAGGAGCUGUUUGUUUUAAUCAGCAAGUCUAUCUAAUACCCACAGAUCCUAGACUAUUUAUUUAUUUUUGUACAAACCUAUCUAAACACUGUCCCAUAUAUAUCCUUCUCAGGGAUGCCAUACCUAGAAAUAAUACUUAAAAAUGAUAAAGGUUAGAAUAUAAUUGUUGUGCAGUUAU